GUUCAUCAGGAAAACCGCGGAAAGCGAGCACUCUGCUCAACCCAGAGAUACGCACCACACAGUCAGAGAGAGAGAGACACAGAGAGAGGGAGAGAGGGACACACAGUCAGAGAGAGAGAGACAGAGAGAGGGAGAGAGGGACACACACGCAGACCCAGAGACAGAGAGAGAGAGAGAGUGAGCCCCACAGACACACACACACACACACACACACACACAGAGGGAGAGCCACACACACACAUACACAGACGCAGAGACAGAGAACAGAAGAGGGUGGAGACAUCGAGAGAUCUCACGAUCCUACACCACACAGCAGCACACAGGAUCCCAGAGGCGCAGCGGAUCCCAGAGGCACACGGAUCCCAGAGAUACAGCAGCGCAGCGGAUCCCAGAGGCACAGCGGAUCCCAGAGGCACAGCAGCGCAGCGGAUCCCAGAGGCACAGCGGAUCCCAGAGAUACAGCAGCGCAGCGGAUCCCAGAGGCACAGCGGAUCCCAGAGGCACACGGAUCCCAGAGGCACAGCAGCGCAGCGGAUCCCAGAGGCACAGCGGAUCCCAGAGGCACAGCAGCGCAGCGGAUCCCAGAGGCACAGCGGAUCCCAGAGGUACAGCAGCGCAGCGGAUCCCAGAGGCACAGCGGAUCCCAGAGGCACAGCAGCGCAGCGGAUCCCAGAGGCACAGCGAAUCCCAGAGGUACAGCAGCGCAGCGGAUCCCAGAGGCACAGCGGAUCCCAGAGGCACAGCAGCGCAGCGGAUCCCAGAGGCACAGCGGAUCCCAGAGGUACAGCAGCGCAGCGGAUCCCAGAGGCACAGCGGAUCCCAGAGGCACAGCAGCGCAGCGGAUCCCAGAGGCACAGCGGAUCCCAGAGGUACAGCAGCGCAGCGGAUCCCAGAGGCACAGCGGAUCCCAGAGGCACAGCAGCGCAGCGGAUCCCAGAGGCACAGCGGAUCCCAGUUGCCCGGGUGGCGGUAGAACCGGAGCAGGUUCCCUGCAGCCUGGAUUUGGUACCGCGGCCGGUUGAUCCGGAUUCCAAGCAGAUUGCCUGGAGCCCCCGGCACUAGGUGUCAGUUUCCCUCCCUCCGGCCCUGGAGGCAGCAAUGCUCUGCAAUGUUAUCCUUGCUGCUUUGCUGUUAACUGCAGAGUUCAGUCUCAGGAUUUCAGCAAAAGAAAAUACAUCAGAACUAUUGACCCAAAGUGAUGGACUCGGACAUGGUUUAUCUAAAACCUCUCAAUCAACCACCCCAGCUUUACUCACAAGCAACAAAGUAUUGACUGCCGACAGACCUAGUGAAGCUACUGCAUCCAGCCCUAUAGCUACUGUGCCCACAAGCACCAAAUUCAAUGCUGAGAGUUCAGAGAGAUUGACAUCAACAAACACAAUCUCUACUAGAGGGUUAUCAACAGUAACAGCCACAGGAGGUACCGCGACUGUCCCUAUACUUUUCCAACAAGGCCUUGAAACACAGACAACUGAUGCUACAAGUGGGCCACAGUCAACAUCAAGCCACUCAACAGAUACUAAUUCAUCACCAACUGUGUCGACCUCAAGCCAAAUAACAAAUCAAUCCCAUAGUUCACCAACCGUCCAAACUGCAAGGAGCUCACGGCCUUCUUCAAGUUUAGCCCCGUCAACAGGUACCAGCCCACAGCUACCAAAAUCAACAAUUAUCGGUGUAUCACAGUCAACGUCAACUUUAAACCCGUCUACAGGUUUUGGGCGGUCAUCUGCAACAGUUCAACUGUCCCCAGCAUCUACUUCUGUACAAUCUGCAGGAACAUCCAGUGCACGGUACAGUUCAACCAUUGCCCAAACUGUAGCCACCACAAGUCCAUCAAAGGCUUCCGACACUGUCAGUCAACAAACUGAACCAACAACUGCACCACCUGUAACUUCCACUGCACCCCAGGCCGAAAGCAGCCCGACCACACUGGAAACAACAUCUAUUACAAAUGGGGAGAAAACCAUUGCUAUGAUCACAACCUCUUUGUCUUCAUUGUCAACUGCAAUGCCAUCAACUUCACACAAACUGGGUUUGACAACCUCACAACAGAAGGUCAGCACAGCAUUCCCUUCAACACAGGAAGUCACCACAAGCACAGAAGAAUUCCCAAACAGUUUGAGUGCAGGAAGUGUAGCAGCAAUCUCAGUUCUGGUUAUCUUAGUUUUAGUGGUGUUACUUGGAGGAUUCAUAUACUUUAAGUUAAGAAAUUCUGCAUAUGGACGACUACAUGAUAAUCAGGAGUAUGGAACAUGGGAAAAUUACAAUAACCCUUUGUAUGAUGAUUCUUAAGAAGACAAGCUGGCUUUAUAGGUUUGUUCAUACCCAGUCAUCAAGUGAAGAGUUUUUUUUUAUUUAUUGGAACAGCUUGGUCAAGCAUAGCUGAAUUUCUUUGAUUUCUUCCCAUUUAUUGUUUUCUGGUUUAAAUUUGUUAUUCCUCUUCCGAAAUCUCUCUGUUAUGCAAAAUAGGAGAAUUGUGUUGGAAGACUGCUCCCACACCUGAGGCAUGAUGAAGAGAUGCUGCAGUUAGUUCAGAUGAAUGAAGACUUUCAGAGUAGUCCUAAGUUAAGGAUGAUGUUAGUGCUGUAGCCAUUCGUGUUCUCAGAACUCCUCUAUAUAAGCUUCGCCAAGAAAUGAAAUACAAGUGAUUGCAGUGUAUGUAAAUAUGUUUCAGUGUGCUGCUGACACAUUUUAAGUAUCCUCACAAGAGUUCAUUUUAAUUUUAAAACCUGGACCGGUGAUUGACUAAGAGAUUCGAGGAAAUGUGACUCUCAAAUAGAAUUCCUGUUCAAAUUUUAGUCUUGCUGUACAACUCUGUGUGUGUGCGCGUGCGUGUGCGUGUGUUUCUGCGUCUGUCUGUCACCAGAUUACUCGUAUCUCAGUGUUGAAUUUCCAAAUGUAAUUUCAUCACAAUUCAAUUUCCAAGCCAGAGUUUUGGAGAUGAAUGAGAGAUGGGGAUUUUGAGAUUUAACACGGCACCACCCUCCUCAGUUCUCCUGGCUAUACUUAAUGCCAGCAAGGAUGCACGCUGCCACGAGCACGUGACCAAACUCUCUUUUCAUGGUUUUUGUGAAUCAUUUCUUUUCAAAUUUUUUCACUGUGUUGCUGUUAGGGCAGAAUUUGUUGACCAUCCUUAUUGUCCUGGAGCUGAGUGGUUUGUUCAGCUGUUUCAAUUAAGAGUCACCCUCAUUGCUGUGGGUCUGGAGUCACAUAUAGGCCAGACAGGGUAAGGAUGGCAGAUUUCCUUCCCAAAACAUAUUGAAUUACUGCCUACUGUAACUAUGAGCAUACCCUGCAAUUACAUUAAUUUAAUGAAACUGAAAUAAUAGCCCAAAAUAUGUAGUCAAACAUAAAGGGAAGUGGUUAGAUAUUGUUUGAUAAUCGUUUCAUUAUGAGCCUUGGGUGAUUUUUACAUGCAAAUCACUGAUGUUGUAAAAUAACAGGCUCAAUUUAAAAGGCCUGUUUGAAAACUGAGCUGAUUGUUUACUGAGAUAACGAGGUGUAGAGCUGGAUGAACGCAGCAGACCAAGCUGCAUCAGAGGAACAGGAAAGCUGAUGUUUUGGGCCUUGUUAUCUCAGAUUCUCCAGCAUCUGCAGUUCCUACGAUCUCUGAUGAUUUACUGUAUUUCAUGUCAACUACACAGUGCAAGGGAGAUGUAAUUUAUGGUUCAGUCAGAUGACAGGAUAUUUUUAGAUAGUUGGAACCCAAGCCAGUAUUAAUUUACGAAUUCCAGUUACAGUUCCCAAAAUACACAACUUCAUAAAACAAGGCAGGACUAAUGGAAGGUACAUGGAAAAUAGAUCAAUUACUGAUGUGGUAGGUCAGAUGACAUGAGAUUUGCUGAGGACACUAAGUUAUUUAACAAAGUGAUGCAAUUAACAGAAGCCAAUCACAGUCAACAGAUUGGGACUGAUUGAGGAGCACUGCAAGACUUUUUUUUAAAUGGAUCAGACAACCAUCAUGGAGACUGAAAUGAAAAAGAUGAGGUUAUGUGGAAGUGACAAUUAAUUUGCUUUAAUUAUCACCCAUCCAAGCAUGAGGGAUUGAUCAGGCACUGGCUUUUAUUCAGACAAGGGCAUGGGGUUGUAAAUCCAGGCAAAUUAUCUUUAUCUCAAUGAUCCAUCAAUCAGGUCAAUUUUUGGA
Stegostoma tigrinum is the source of this 4144-nucleotide messenger RNA. RefSeq names its product prostate androgen-regulated mucin-like protein 1 (gene parm1). Gene Ontology annotation, cellular component: early endosome; Golgi apparatus; late endosome. Lineage: Eukaryota; Metazoa; Chordata; Chondrichthyes; Orectolobiformes; Stegostomatidae. Bases 1099 to 2292 code for a protein of 397 amino acids. The transcript has 4 exons. The record is from RefSeq and is a predicted model, not a curated record.